This is a messenger RNA of Stylophora pistillata, 902 nucleotides long. RefSeq names its product DNA replication complex GINS protein PSF2. The record is from RefSeq and is a predicted model, not a curated record. Lineage: Eukaryota; Metazoa; Cnidaria; Anthozoa; Scleractinia; Pocilloporidae. Gene Ontology annotation, cellular component: nucleus; GINS complex. Gene Ontology annotation, biological process: double-strand break repair via break-induced replication; DNA replication.
AACAUGGCGGAAAAGAAUUAGCGUAGAAAAUUAUCAUUGCCGUUUUAAAAGUUCUUUAAAACUAGUUGCGUUACUAAAUCCGUCGACGUAAGCUACUUGAACAUCCCACCCUUGUCGUAAUGGAUCCUUCAGAAGUGGAAUUUUUAGCCGAAAAGGAAAAUAUAUCCAUUCAAACUAACUUCUCUGAGAACAAGAUUUAUUUGAUCGGGGGAGACAUUGGACCGUUUAAUGCAUCUCUGCCAACUGAAGUACCCCUCUGGGUUGCAAUAUUUUUGAAACAGAGAAGAAAAUGCAGAAUACUGCCUCCCGAAUGGAUGGAUGUUGAAAGGUUGCAAGAACUGAAGGAAAAAGAGAAAGAGGCAGAUUACUUCACAAAAAUGCCUUCUAAACACUACAUGGAAAUAGCCUCUCUUCUUCUCAACAGUGCUUCAGAUGAUAUUCCUCAUGCAGAUGAAGUACGCACCUUGAUUAAAGACAUCUGGGACUUGAGAAUUGCCAAGCUUAGAAAGUCUAUUGACAUUAUGGUCAGUCAGCAAGAAGUUUAUGCCAGAUUAGAUGAUUUAUCACUGAUGGAAAUUAAUGUGAUUCGCCCAUUCCUCACACAAGCUCUAGAUCAUAUGCAUAACUUGAGGUGUCAUGUUGCAGAAAAUCCAAGUAAUGCUUAACAGAAGAUUGUAAAAUGUUUUUGAUUGUGACUGAACAGAAGGUUGUGAAAGCAACACAUGACAGGUGUCUUUAUGAGAAUGUCCAUCUACAAACACCACUAGAAAUACAGUAAUAGCAUUUAUUUUUACUGCAUUAGUUUUCAAACAAUACAAUUAGGUCCCAGGGCUCGACACUAACUUUUCAACUUACUAUAGCGAAGUGGCUAGUGACAUCUGAGGUGUUACAACAAUUUCAGU